AUUUACGGUCCGAUUUGUUACGAGACGUUUCAUUUGGGAAUACGAUCCAACACUAGAAAUGAUUUACAGACAUCGAGGAUUCUUCCCAGAGGAGAUAGCACCUGUAGAUUUUGAAAUCUUGGACACAGCUGGUCAGGAAGACAAGACUGAAGAGAAGAUGAGAUGGGCCGAUGCCUUUAUAAUCAUGUACUCCAUUGCAGACCGGUGUAGUUUCGAUGAGGUCAUGCGUCUUAAAUUCCUCUGUUCAAGGGCGACGUCGAAACGAUCCUACGAACCCGCCAUCCUCAUCGUUGGGAACAAGCGCGAUCUCGAAUACGACCGUAUCGUUGAGUUCGAUGAGGGAGAGGAUCUCGCCCGGAGUCUCGGUUGUGCAUUCCUUGAAGUAUCAGUGCGUGAGUCUUACGACGAAGUCUACGGUGCCUUCGAAAAGCUCAUGAGUGAGUACCGAGUACGGAAGCGUACCGGCCCAUCGACGAUGACGCAAAAGUUUUCUUUGCGGAAAAAGAACAGUGUUUCCAAGAUGGACCUAGACAAUUGCCCGCCUCGGCCGAGAGAACGGUCGACCAGUUUUGUGACUCCCAUGGGAUUAAUGAAUCGAAAAUUUGAACAUUCGGUAAUGGAUAAUCUUUCUGAUAACGAAGCGGUAGAAUGACCGGUAACCGCUUCUAUUAACAAUGAAUUUACCGCAGUCUGUGAGCUGUAACAGCACAAUUAGGCGUUGAACGCUAAUGAUCUCAAGAUUACUAGAAUGCAUGGUCAGAAGUACAAACACCGGGAGAGAUGCCACUCCCGACCUUUCGUUGGAGAACGCGAACGCUUAUUUGCGACGGUGGUUGAUUUUGGAAGAGACUUUUGAGCCCGUCGUCAUGGUCGUAAAAACUCUGUCCUGCAAUGCAAAUUGUGUGACAUGAGAUUUUUUUUUCGUUUCGCAUCUGGAACGGAAACAUUCAAUCUGCGUUUCGUGUGCAAAAUUCUGGUUGCUACUAUGGUAACAGCGAUAUAUCCGAUUUAGGAGGACUUUCCAAAGCCACAUUUUGGUUCCUCCAAGAGCUCGAGAGGCCGCCCGGGGUUCCACUUCCAUUGAAGAGUGGAUACCAGGCGCGACCACGCGUAAAAGGGAAAGAGUGGGCAAGUACGUUACGUAUAGGCCUAUGUAACGUUAUAAGGGUGUCAAAAACGAUGUUUAAAAUACUGAAAAAGGAGGAUAUGUUUUCAAUACUUGUAGGGUUUCACAAGCUAAAUACUUGUUAAGAGAUGCAUUUUCAUAAUCUGGAAAAGCCUUGCUUCCCUUGUUUAGGGUGCUUUUCAAAACCGCAUGGUCGUGCCUGGUGGAUGGUGGAUGGAUGGUGGAAUUUAUAUAGAAUUUAUAUCAGGACAUUGGGCAGCAUGGGUUUAAUUCGGACUAGUUGUAUUUGAAUCCAUAAAUUGGCAAGCAAUCGGUAUUGUAUUCUUUUAUUUUGGUGAUGAUAUCACUAUUGAAUACUUAAAUUAUUAUUGAUGAGUGGAUAAUCAUCAAUGGGAGUGGUCCCCCCGGGAAUUCGAAUCUAUUCCCCCAUUUCUGGGGAAAGUAAAGCAUAAUGCCCAUGUGUUCUAGAGGCAUAUCGUUUGUGUAGAAAAAAAACCCGCACGUAUACAUGCUGAGUACAUAAUCAAAGCAUGCGAAAUGGUUUCGGCUGGAGAGGUGAUUUGACCCAUGGAAUCAAUUGCCAGAAAUCCACCAAUAAUCCACAUUAAAUGCAAUAUCGAUUCGAUGGACUGUAAUGAUCUAUAUCUAAGCCUUAAUUCAGUAACUUUUUCCUCACUCAAUAUGUACUCGAUUUGUUUGAAAAACCACUUUCUUAUCCAUGUCAUAAUCUAUUUUAGGUCCUGCAUUUCGAAUAUCUCCAGCCAUCAGUCGUAAUGUACAUGCAUGUAUGGUGCGGGUGUCGCGGGAAAGAAUUUUGCACACGAAAAGCAGAUCUGUAGGGCCUGUAACCCCCCUGUAACACAAAGCUUAGCAUUGAUUGUAGAGCAGUUUUCUACGUUUGAUUCUAUUGACUAUAAUGUACAAUCAAACUUAAAAAUCAAGUGUAUGGUUAAGCGUUAACUUUUGUGUUAGGGGACCCUAAUAUCAGCGUCCGUGAGGAUUGCGAAAGGUGGCAACUAUGAGGGACUUGACGGGAAAGUUCCUUAGACCGCUAGAUACUACAAUAUUAUGAAACAUACCGACGCUUCUCUAACUUGCCUGCGGGGAAUUUGCACUAGAUAAAUUGCGGCAACUUUCCUGCCCUGGAUUUGUAACGUAAAGUUCCUAUUGUAAACUGUUUUCAAUAUGUUAAUUGCCUUUGACAUUAUCUGUUGUAAGUGUCCUUCGUUUAGAAUCACAUUGUUUGACGAAAGGGACUAAAUUACUUACUUUUUAAUCUUAUUCCUAAUCGAAGAAAUUAAGAUGACUUAUGAUCUAUUUAUUUUGCAGUCGGGGUUUAACUUUAGAACUAUGGUCUAAGUCUGCACUAAACCUAUGGGAGCAAUGUUUUAUAUACAUAGCAAUGUUUUCCCGGCUUUCAGCCAGGAGCCCCGCUUUUAGUGGGGAAUUUGUUUACGUUGGAAUGCUUCUUGUGUUUAAUUCCCAUGUUUCAAUGGUGAAAAAUAUUUAUUUAUCAUUUAAAGGCAAUUUCUAAUGAUCGGAAUGCCAAAUGUCAGUGUAGAUUUGUCAUCUAAUUGUAGAAAUUGAUGUCCCAUGUGUCUACCCAUAAUUAACCAUACUACGCCGGGUAUUUAAGGAUAUCAACCCUUGACAUCUCAGACGUUGACCACGUGAUCGCGCCGAAUAUUGACAUGCACUUUCCCUUGGAAAAAGCAAAAUUGUAUAGCUAUUAUUACAUGAAAAUUGAUAUAAACGCGAUAUCAGAUAGAUUUCUUAUGUAUUUUGCAAUUUCAUGUAUUUCUUUUAUUCGACCCUUUUAAUUGUUUUUCGAUGAAAUUGGUCGUUGAUAUGCGAUCAUAAACAGCAUUAAAUCAAGUAAUUUGAAUCAGUAAAAGCAAUAGUUUUCAUACAUUUGUGAUAAUAGGCUGAAAACUCUAUAUGGUAUUGGAAUUGUACGCAAAAUCAAUUUUUUGAGCAAUUUUUGGUCAGACUUGUAUAUAUAAAAUUAAUUUAUAUCUUCGGAACAGCUAGCCUGGGGGUCGCAAAUGUGGUCUUAAUAUGUGGAAUACUUGAAAUAACAGUCACAUCGGGAGGGGGGGGGGUCCCAACACCCAGCCCCCCCCCCACGCCGCCAACACCUCCGGCCUAAUUAGGGUUAACUCACAACUUUUUACCAUUCAGAAUAUGGCCCAUGAGUCAAAGUUGAAAAUUUAAUCCAUCUGGCGCCUUCAGUUUGAUUUCAACAUGAUAAUUUGAAAAUAAUUUCAAUGGGCAUUGUUUUCAAUCAAUAGGCUAUUGUGCUGUUUAAUUCCAUGGAUUACUGAGCGCUUAGAAACACCUGUAUUAAUCGCCCUACAAAUGUAAUUAUUAUUAUCAUUAUAACCGACCGAAUUAUUAUCAGCAUUGUUCAGUACAUACUGUUGUUUAUUCGUCCCGUCUCAUGUUCUCGCAUCUGUUUCAUAUCAUUUUUCUUUCGAUAAAUCCCUACAAUAAUCCUUUGGAAUUAUAAGAACAUUCUCCGAAGUUUUAGAUCAUAUCUAAAAUACAUUAUUACCAUACAAGUGAAUACUGUGGUUCUAUUCAUUUGUGGUAAUAAGAUGAAUAAUGGUUUUUCCUCAAAGAAGAUUUGAUGCUCAGGAGAGGCUAUAUUUGGUCCAGGUUCAUGGUCUUCCUGUAAUUUUCUCUGUGACUAUUUGCUACGACUCUACGAUUAUACAAUGUACGUAGGGUAGUAACUUUUUAGGCUUUUACAUGUAAUAUAAUUUUUGAGAAAUUAUUCAAUUUAAUAUCACAAU
Lytechinus pictus (painted urchin) is the source of this 3921-nucleotide messenger RNA. Its product is annotated as ras-related and estrogen-regulated growth inhibitor-like. Gene Ontology annotation, molecular function: GTPase activity; GTP binding. Lineage: Eukaryota; Metazoa; Echinodermata; Echinoidea; Temnopleuroida; Toxopneustidae. Bases 59 to 652 code for a protein of 197 amino acids. The record is from RefSeq and is a predicted model, not a curated record. The transcript is spliced from 3 exons.